Trichechus manatus latirostris (Florida manatee) is the source of this 1628-nucleotide messenger RNA. It is a transcript of the gene TOX2, whose product is annotated as TOX high mobility group box family member 2. The record is from RefSeq and is a predicted model, not a curated record. Gene Ontology annotation, cellular component: nucleus. The coding region runs from base 23 to 1420 and encodes 465 amino acids. Gene Ontology annotation, biological process: regulation of transcription by RNA polymerase II. Gene Ontology annotation, molecular function: chromatin DNA binding. NCBI's taxonomy places the organism in Eukaryota, Metazoa, Chordata, Mammalia, Sirenia, Trichechidae. The transcript has 8 exons.
UGGUGACAGCGCCUACGUGGGGAUGAGUGACGGAAACCCAGAGCUCCUGUCGGCCAGUCAGACCUAUAACAGCCAGAGCGAGACCAACGAAGACUAUGAGAUCCCCCCGAUAACACCUCCCAACCUCCCUGAGCCAUCCCUCCUGCACUUAGGGGACCACGAAGCCAGCUACCACUCACUCUGCCACGGCCUCACGCCCAACGGUCUGCUCCCUGCCUACUCCUACCAGGCCAUGGACCUCCCGGCCAUCAUGGUGUCCAACAUGUUGGCCCAGGACAGCCACCUGCUGUCAGGCCAACUGCCCACGAUCCAGGAGAUGGUCCACUCAGAGGUUGCUGCCUAUGACUCAGGCCGGCCAGGGCCCCUGCUGGGCCGCCCGGGGAUGCUGGCCAGCCACAUGAGCGCCCUCAGCCAGUCCCAGCUCAUUUCUCAGAUGGGCAUCCGGAGUGGCAUCACCCACAGCUCCCCGUCACCCCCAGGGAGCAAAUCAGCGACCCCCUCUCCCUCCAGUUCAACCCAGGAGGAGGAGUCGGAAGCACAUUUCAAGAUCUUGGGAGAGAAGAGACCCUCAGCUGACACAGGAAAAAAGGCCAAGAACCCAAAGAAGAAGAAGAAGAAGGACCCUAAUGAGCCCCAGAAGCCAGUGUCAGCCUACGCACUGUUCUUCAGAGACACUCAGGCUGCCAUCAAGGGACAGAACCCCAGCGCCACCUUCGGUGACGUGUCCAAAAUCGUGGCCUCCAUGUGGGACAGCUUGGGAGAGGAGCAGAAGCAGGCCUACAAGAGGAAGACUGAAGCAGCUAAGAAGGAGUAUCUAAAGGCUCUGGCAGCCUACAGGGCCAGCCUCGUCUCCAAGAGCUCCUCGGACCAGUGUGAGACCAAGAGCACUCAGGCGAACCCACCAGCCAAAAUGCUCCCACCCAAGCAGCCCAUGUAUGCCAUGCCAGGCCUGGCCUCCUUCCUGACGCCCUCGGACCUGCAGGCCUUCCGCAGCGGGGCCUCUCCUGCCAGCCUCGCCCGGACGCUGGGCUCCAAGUCACUGCUGCCAGGCCUCAGUGCAUCCUCCCCACCACCACCACCCUCCUUCUCACUCAGCCCCCCUCUGCACCAGCAGCUGUCACUGCCCCCCCACGCACAGGGCGCCCUCCUCAGCCCACCUGUUAGCAUGUCCCCGGCCCCCCAGCCUCCCGUCCUGCCCACCCCCAUGGCACUCCAGGUGCAGCUGGCUAUGAGCCCCUCGCCCUCAGGGCCACAGGACUUCCCUCACAUCUCUGAGUUCCCCAGCGGGUCAGGGUCCCGUUCACCUGGCCCAUCCAACCCCACGAGCAGUGGAGACUGGGACAGCAGUUACCCCAGCGCGGAGUGUGGCAUCAGUACUUGCAGCCUGCUCCCCAGGGACAAAUCGCUCUACCUCACCUAAUCCCGCCUCCCUUCCGCCCCCUCGCUGAGGCUCGCUGGAGGGCUUGCUCAGAGCCUGAGGGGCUGACUGCAGAAAAGAGGCCUUGGCAGGCAGCAGGGUGAGCAAGAGACACGAGGGAGCAGUGACACACCAAUGCCCAGGGCUGAGUCCCCUUCUCCACCUCCCACGCCCACCGCUGGCCCAAAGAACCUGCAGGAACCUUCUGCCC